AUGACAGAUAGAUCAUUUGGUUUAACAAUACCUUAUGAGUAUUUAAUAGAUAUUAGAUCAAAGACUUUACCAUUUGUUGAAAUGCUUACAUCUCCAAUAACUUUAAUAUUGAAUGGGGUUGUUGCACCAAUAAUCAAAGAAAGAAUGAUAUACUGGAACAGUUCAGAACACACUGAUUAUGAUAUGUUAGCAAGCCAAAUUUCAACAAUUCAAAAUGUACUUAUUGAAAAUAUAGACAUUCUACUAGAAAGAGGAGAAAAAAUUGAUUUACUGGUUUCUCAAGCAAAAAAUCUAGCAAUAGAAUCUAAUUCAUUUAGAAGACAAUCACAUAGAUUACAAAGAAGUACAGAUUGCUUUCCUGCAAAAAGGAUUGUUGUGUUAUUUCUUUUUGGAAUCUUUGUAUUAAAUGUUUAUAUUAUUCUUGCUUUCAAUUGUGGAGGCCUAUUUCUUACUAAUUGUUUAUACAAAUCUUCAAAUAACUAUAUCUCUGAGCCCUUUAUUAGAAACUAUGAAGAUGAAAAACCCAAUAUACAAGUUCUUAAACAAGUAGAUGAGUUUAUAAAUGAAUUAAAUACCAAUGAAGAUCAAUUAAAAAAGAAUAUACCCUAA
Messenger RNA from Cryptosporidium ubiquitum, 609 nucleotides. RefSeq names its product synaptobrevin-like protein. The coding region runs from base 1 to 609 and encodes 202 amino acids. Gene Ontology annotation, biological process: vesicle-mediated transport. The transcript has 2 exons. NCBI's taxonomy places the organism in Eukaryota, Apicomplexa, Conoidasida, Eucoccidiorida, Cryptosporidiidae. Gene Ontology annotation, cellular component: membrane. The record is from RefSeq and is a predicted model, not a curated record.